AUGGCAUCGACGACGAUUGCCGUGCCAGCUGCGAGCGCCCCGGUUGUCGUGACGACGAUGCAUAAAGAAGAAGAAGGAGAUCCCCUGGUCGAGUGGAACAGCGACGCUGCAGGCAGCGACGGAACUGUCGGGAACACCGGCGACGGGGAAGCUCUGGAGGAGAACCCAAGGGCCAACGGAAUAAACGGGAACGGCAGCGGUGGCGAGGAUUGUGCUCUGUGCGAGGGCAAGCUGACGAGUCCCAGGCUGCUCUCGUGUCUCCACGUCUUCUGCGAGGCUUGUCUGGACAAGCUGCUCGAGGAGGAUGAAAACAAGGGCUCUGGGAUCAACUGUCCGAUUUGUGGACAGCGGACGGCUGUGGGAGCUCGCGGGGCUGCCUCUUUGCCCUGCGACUAUGUUCUCACUAAUAUUUUGGACAUGUCGGCGAUUGAAAAUAUGACAGUUCUAUGCACCUCUUGCAAGGCCAAAGAAAGUGCCGUGGCACGCUGCUCUGAUUGUGCCAAUUUCUUGUGUCCCAAUUGUAACACUGCUCAUCAAUUUAUGAGAUGUUUCGAGAGCCACAAAGUUAUCGCCUUUGAGGAUCUCAAAAGAUCUAAUAAGACUGUUCCAAUUCAUAAACCUAUUUUUUGUGAUCUUCAUCCUGCUGAGAAUAUCAAAUUUUAUUGUUACACGUGUCAAGAGCCUAUUUGCAACGAGUGUCUACUGGUGGAGCACAAAACACCCGAGCAUCAGUACGAAAGACUCAGCGACGCGGAGACUAGCCAGAUAGAAGAGCUUGUAAAUUUGAUGACUGAGAGUAAAAAUAAAAUAAUUGAAUGUGACAGUACUUCUUCACACCUUGAAAAUGCUCUGAGUGAACUUCAGGCCCAGCAUGAUCAGGCCAAAGACCUUAUUAUUGAAACAUUUCAAAGUUACAAAGCUAUUUUAGAAAAAUGCCGCGAUACUGCUUUAAAUGAUCUCGAGAAAUUACAUUCCGAACGUGAGCUUGAAGUCAUGGACACUUUCCACAAAAUAAAAAAUUCUUUUCGUCGAGAAGAGCGCAGAAAAAAUAGAAGAUGCAUGCCGCUUUACAGCAAGACUUCUCGAGCACGGAGACUCUACAGAAAUUCUAGCUCUGAAGCGAACAGUAGCCACUCAGUUGAUGAAUUUAAUAAACAACACACCCAAGUCGAACAUUAAAUAUUCAAUAGAGUUCCAAACAGACUUUGAUCACUUUGAGAAAGUCGCCAAGGAGUCCUUUGGUAAAUUUAAAACUGAGAGUACGCCUCCGAAACCCUCACCGGAGAUAAUCACUUCAAUGGCGACUGCUCAGCAGCAGCAGCAACAACAACAAGCAGCUCAACAACAACAACAGCAGCAACAACAGCUGGUCUCUAUUCCCUGUCCCAAUUCUAUAAGCACCAACUCGUCGAUAUCUUUGCCCACUUCAAUGCAAUCUUCCUUCGAAGGUGAUACUUCUUUCAUCAUUCCUCCACCCACAUCAAGUCCUCAAAAUGUACCGGCACCUCCACCAGCCGUUUCUCUUCCUCCAGGUCCUUCCAUGCACGGAUUUACAAGCAUCCAAGAGUAUAAUCUUCAGCAACUAGCAAGUUUAGCUGAAAAAGUAGAUCUCAAUGAUACGAGUGUGGUUGCGCCAAGCGCCAAUCCAAGUCCGAUUCCGUCCUUUACGCUGGCCGAUUUACUCGCUGGCGAGUUUCCUGUUAACUCCACCAGCCAUGCAAUCAAUAACUUGCAGGCUUUGGCUAAGCUCGAAGCUCUUAGAAGUAAUUCUAUGGCUAAUCAAGAUUUAGGAAAUCCGACGCUCAACGGCGGGAGUGGUCUUGUUUUAGGUCGCGUUCAAUCACCAGUGAUGAAUGAAUCUCAAAGUCUUGGAUCAUUAAGCGCAAAUACUCUUCUUAACAGCGGCUAUCAGUCUUUAUCCAACUCAACCUCGCCCAUUUUGUCCCAAGGACCUGAUGACCUUAAAAGUGAAUCGAUGCACAACAUGUCAGGGGUGGAUAACAGUGUCACUGGUAGCGGCGCUGGGAGUUACAAUAAUCAUCCACGAGCCACUAACUCAAAGCAAACCCCAAUGCAAAUUCGAUCCAAAUUCGGUCAAUUGGGUCCUAGUAAAGGACAAUUCAAUUCGCCGCAUGGUUUUUGUCUUGGUACUGAUGAAGAUAUUAUUGUUGCUGAUACAAAUAAUCACAGAAUUCAGAUAUUCGACAAAACGGGUCAAUUUAAAUCUCAGUUCGGUAUUCCUGGCAAAGAAGAAGGACAACUGUGGUACCCAAGAAAAGUAGCAGUUAUGCGUAAUUGCGGUAAAUUCGUGGUCUGCGAUCGCGGUAAUGAACGAUCCAGAAUGCAGAUAUUCACUAAGAACGGACAUUUUAUUAAAAAAAUUGCUAUUCGGUACAUCGAUAUUGUGGCGGGUCUUGCUGUCACAAGUCAAGGGCACAUAGUUGCUGUCGACAGUGUGUCACCUACUGUGUUCGUUAUAAGCGAUACGGGGAAUCUUUUGAGCUGGUUUGACUGCAGUGAUUACAUGAGAGAACCUAGCGAUAUCGCUAUAAGUGGUAAAGAAUUCUUCGUUUGCGAUUUCAAAGGACACUGUGUAGUAGUAUUCAACGAGGAUGGCCAGUUCUUGCGUCGCAUUGGCUGUGAGAAUAUAACAAAUUUCCCGAAUGGGAUUGACAUCAGCGACGCUGGAGAUGUCCUCAUUGGUGAUUCCCAUGGCAAUCGUUUUCAUGUCGCCGUAUUUUCUCGAGACGGUUCUCUAAUUUCCGAGUUUGAGUGCCCUUAUGUAAAGGUAUCAAGAUGUUGCGGCCUUAAAAUAACUUCCGAAGGUUACAUAGUAACGUUGGCCAAAAAUAAUCACCACGUCCUCGUGUUAAACACACUCUACAUAUUAUGA
Molecule: messenger RNA, 2893 nt
Organism: Cotesia congregata
Lineage: Eukaryota; Metazoa; Arthropoda; Insecta; Hymenoptera; Braconidae
Source: the annotation of a GenBank genome assembly